UCGCGGUUUUGCCACCUCUAGAUGCGACGCUGCCGAGUACAAAUAAAAUUUUAAAUAAAUCGCUCGCAACGGUCUAUAACAGCGGCUCAAAUCGCAGGUUUGCUUCCGGAAAAUCUGAUAAAUCCGAAAAGAUAAAGUGCGCCGAUCCGAGAGUGUGGCGAAAAGUGUGAAAGUGAAAAAGUGCAGUGCGUCGCUGCAGUCCCACUCCGUUUUCCUGCCACAAGCAUCUCGGUGGUGGCGACCAAAACCAGUUAAACCAAAGCCAGAAAAGAACAAAUCCCACAUCCGCCAUGGGGCUCAACGGCUGCUGUUCGUGCGUCAAAUAUCUGAUGGUCCUUAUAAACAUUUUAUUCUGGCUCAUUGGCCUGACCAUCGUGGUCACAUCCGUCUGGAUGCUGACAGAUCCCACGUUCAUGCUGUCCAUGACACAAUCCUACAAUCAUUACCAUAUAGCCCUCUACGUUUUCCUGGGCAUCGGCAUAUUGAUCACCCUGGGCGCAUUCUUCGGCUGCUGGGGCGUGUGCCGAGAGUCGCAGUGUCUGCUGGUUUCGUUCUUCUGUGUCAUACUCAUUGUGAUGGUGGCACAAAUUGCAGCCGGUGCCUGGGCCUUCCACAAUAAAGAUAAGCUGGAUGACAUUGUCCGGGCGGCCGUCAAGUCCUCAGUUCAGGAGGAGUACGGACAGUCCACCAUGAGUUCGCGCACCGUCACAUUCGAUACGCUGCAAAAGAAUUUGAAGUGCUGCGGUGCCGAUGGACCUGGCGAUUGGGCCACGAGUCGUUUUAAUAACGUGGAUCGCACAAAUAUUGUGGAGAUUGCCGUUUCUUCCAUGAAUGUCUUCUACAAUAUACCCGAAUCCUGCUGCAAAGAUGAUCUAAAGGAUAAUGAGUGCGAUCUGUCGCGUCGUUUGAAAUUUGGUGGUCCCCUAAAUGCUGCCAUUUAUCAGCAGGGCUGCGUUGACAAACUGAUUGAUAUAAUUUACGAGAACUGGGUCACCAUCUUUGCCGUCACUGCCGCUGUUAUUCUGCUGGAGCUGCUCUCCCUGACCUUCGCCCUGAGCCUGUGCUGUGCGGUGAGGAAUCAGCACUACAAGGCCUGAGAAUUACAGAACUCCCAUAGGGAAAUAACGGACGAUGAGAAGUACUAACAAACCAAAUCGAAACGGAUGCAUUGCGAGCGUUAUUACUAAAGGCGUGUGCGUGCGAAUGGGGGUAUAUGCAUUUAGCAGAUAAUGUCCGACGUCCCCAGGUCAAUACUUUAACAGCAGCAAAAAAAAAAAACGACAAACAACAAGAACAACACGACAACACCACACUUUUGUAGUACUUUUAACCAGAAGACAAACGACAGACAACAAGCUGAGCAAUUGUAUUUGAGAUACGACAACACCUUUUGGGAUUUGUGAAGAGUUUUUAAAGCACAACGCGAGGCAAUGUCGCGGAAAGUGGACUUUAUAUGAACUUGAUAUGCUAGCAGAGCGAGAAAAAACAAAAACAAAAUGACACUUUUCUAAACAAGAUAUUUCUACAACAAACACAAACAGUAAACUUUAUAUAAACAUUAACAAAAGAGGUGGAUAAUCUAUGCAUAUUUUUUUUUGUUUACAUUUUUGGAAAAAUCGAUGUUCAUGUGAAUUUAUGUUCACUUUAAGUUACAAUUUUCCCUGUAUAAUUAAUUUUUAUUUGUUUAUUUUUGAGACACUUUUGAUUACAAAUUUAAUACAUUUGUAUGUGUAUUUUUUAUAUAUUUUGUUCAAUCUUAGCUUUUUUUUACUAAAAAUUUAAUUCAUUUAUUUUUAUUUUUUUGUAAUUACCGCGAACAUCGAUCUCUGCAAUCAAUAUGUUUCUCCACCUCUAAAAACAAGCUCCAUAAUACUUAGCCUAGCGAGAAUGUUUCGAAUUCAUAGAUUUAAUACAUAGCAUGUGUAUUAAAUAUAUAGAAAAACAAAAACAUAAGCACAAAAGUAUAAAGGUAUAAAAGUAUAGUGUUAAAUGACAAAACCAAUGGUUAAAUGUAAACAAAAUGAAAAGCAAUCAAAUUUCUUUCAAAAUUUGUUCCCCCUGCCCCCCAUAAGACUUUUGAUUACCAAUUAAGUUUUCUUUGUGGCCAUUUUCGUACGCUAACACAAUGCCAAAUGAUGUAAGUAACAUAUGAUAUAACACACAGCAUUCCACAAGAAUGAGAAUGAUUGACAGAUUUUUGUUCUGGCUUCAACAAAAAACGCAUUGCCAUCCAAAGACCCAGCCCAAAAUAUAUAUUUUCCAAUCAUUUUUAUGAAUCUUGUGCAAAUUUUUGUGCUAAAAAAAAUCAAUUCGUAGAGCUUCACGAAAUUAAAUGCCAAAUAUUUUAUGUAUUUACAAAAUUAUAUUAUUAUUUAUUUAUGGUUUAUUUUUUUGAGCAAGGAGCAAAAGGAACAUCUUAGCAUUGAAUAUGUAAUUUAUCCUUAAUCCUGAAAAUAGGACUAGCAUCCCUACUGUUUUUAAGUAGUCUUUUUAACUGCUCCAAUGAAUUAAUAUUGGGUAAUCGUAACGAAUUUUGUCGAAUCCAACUUACCUGCAUCGAAAACAAAUUUAUUAUUUAGACAUCUCAUUGUGUAAGUGCAACUAUUUAUAAAUGGGAAGUCAUCAAAAGUAGCACAAAAUGUUAAAUGGCAAGUACCAAGCACACAAACAAGAAAAAUCUCUAUAUUUACAUUGUAUUUUUACCAUACACCAUCAACUAUAAUUAAUAUAUAUAUAUAUAUAUACAAACAUACAUAUAUAUUUUUUGUAACAUUUUCAUUUUAUUGUUGUUAUAUGUGAAUUUUGUUGUUAGUUAAGCGUAGCCUGAACGUCACACUUUGUACCCCCCUCACAACGUCUAAAUAAAUUAAUUAAAUAAAUUAAAUCUACAAGGACAAAAUUAUAUUAAAUUUACAAACUAAUGAAAGAACCCUAAAAUAUAUUGUAUUUAAAAUAAAUUAUUUAUUUUAAAAUUCUUAGUAAGUCAUGGAGUUGAAUUAAAUACACAGUUCUAGGUUAAGAGAGGAGAAAUCUGCAUACAAAUUAAAUUCAUGUUCAUGUGUUGGAUUUGUAGCAAAAAAAGAAAAAAUAAGAUAAAAGCAUUGAAAUAUUUAAGAAAUGCAAUUUUCAAAUUAAACAUCUCUUAACCUUAAGGAGAAUUGAAUGUAGCAAAAUAUUUAUAGCACAAAAACAUCAUCAAGCAUAUAAAAUCAAAACCAAAAACAAAAAUAAAAGAAUCUACUCUUCAAAUAACAUUAAAAACAAUCAACUCGGCAUCUUCAUAGCAUAUGGAAACUAAAUAGUUUGUAUGAAAAAACGGCACAUUUCGCAAGAAAUCCAACUUAAAAUGGAUAAAGUUAUACAAUAUAACGAUGCUCAAGAUCUGUAUUUAACAACAGCAAUAUGUAAAACCGAAACAUUGGAUAUUUGAGGCAAGUAAUUGUGAACAGUGCGGCAUUAAAACUGAUAUUUCAAAUAAAUAAACAUACAUUUAAACAAA
This is a messenger RNA of Drosophila kikkawai, 3499 nucleotides long. RefSeq names its product Tetraspanin 96F (gene Tsp96F). The record is from RefSeq and is a predicted model, not a curated record. Lineage: Eukaryota; Metazoa; Arthropoda; Insecta; Diptera; Drosophilidae. Gene Ontology annotation, cellular component: plasma membrane.